AUGGCUGUAGUAGCUGAAGUUUUAGAUGUAAAUGUCGCCGUUGGAAAACUACAGGAACUAGGUAACCGCAUGCGAAGUGGUGAAUUUGACUUUGAAGACAGUGAUGUCAUUAAUUUGGAGCAAGUUAUUGGUGCCAUUAAUGAAUUAGAAGACGAGAGGAAACUGAUGCACGAAAAGCUGGAAACUGAGACCAUCAAAUGCAGCAUUCUCAGACAUGAUCUCAAAAUGUUGCCACAGCAGAUCAAGGCUGAAACCAUGAUGGCUGUGAGUGCUGCGAGGCAGUUAAACACAGACACACUGAAGAACUUGCAGAGUCAGCUGGACAGUAUGAAGAACAAUAUCUUGAAUCUGGAAACAGAGGCUGAUCGUUUGGAUAAGGAAAAUUUAGUAUUACAACCUGAAAGUGAACUACUGAGACAACAGCAUGAAGAAAUUAUUGAACAGCUCAACAAAAAAAUGGCAGAGAAGGCUAUGAUGCAGAUCACUCUGAAUGAGACCAGAAACCAUGUGAAACAACUCAAUCAAAAUGUUGUUGAUUUAGAAGACGGCAUGGUGCAGCUGAAAGAAGAUCUAAUACAGGAGAGAAGUGAAGCCAAACAGGAAAAGAAACAGUUACGGAAAGCAACA
This is a messenger RNA of Candidula unifasciata, 627 nucleotides long. The record is from the annotation of a GenBank genome assembly. Lineage: Eukaryota; Metazoa; Mollusca; Gastropoda; Stylommatophora; Geomitridae.